CUUCUGCCCCUUAAUUUUUUGCCCUAGACUCUCUCUCCUCAGCCGCAACCACCUGAAUUCCCUGAUUUACCCCUCGAAUCCUCUUCAACCUCCUCCAUACCCGUGGUUAUUCCGUCAUUUCAGUGCCGACCAAGCUCGAUAAUUUCGACCCAGCAGAAUUUUGAUAUGAAUUGUUGAAAAUUUGGGUUUCUUUUUUGUGUAUUGUGGAGUUGAGAUGAGAUUAGUAAAAAUUGUUUGGUUGAAUUUGUGCGCGUUUGCGCGGUGGUGCUAUCUGCGGUGAAUGGAAGCGGCAGUGGAGGUGGUUCAGCGGGCGGCGGUGGCAAAGCUGAUGGGAUCGGUUGAGGGUUUUGGUGGUGCUAGGGGUGUUGUGGUGGACAAAGCCGAGGGUCCGCAUAAGGAGAUUGCUAGCAGUUUUGGGGUCCAAAAAGUUAAUGCAUCUACACCAGUUCUUUGGACCAAGGUGCCUGAUUCUGAACUUCAUAGGCAGGCCAGUCCAGUUUCAGGCUUUCCCAGUGAUGACACCCCAAAAGACUCUGGGUUUAGGAGCAUAACUUCUCUUUCUUUGAAGUCAGAGCCAGAGGAUAAACUUUUGUCACGGAAAUCAGGGAAAAUAUCAAGAAAUAACAGUGGGUGCACUAAGAGAUCCCGGAUGGCACGGAUAGAAGAAAUCAUUCAUGUGGUGAUGUGCAAAGGUGGGAAUUCUAAGUUUGUUGGUUUGAGCUUUCAGUUAGUGUCUAUACUAAAUAUAAAUGCUGAGAGGAAAAUGUUAAUGCUCUUUCUAAGUAUCAGCGGAGUUCCUGGAAAACUUGAGAGCUCAAACAAUUUGUUGUUGUCAGUAACAAUGAUGUAUCCCGUCCAUAAGUUGGUGAGUACAGCUAGAAACUCUCUCGGCUCAUGCACUUAUAGUAUUUUUAUUCCCAUUCCUGUCAUAGAGAAAACUCAAGUGGCCAAGCAAAAGAACGGUUCAAAUGGCAAACGUGGGAACAAAAGAAAUAGGAUGGUUCCCAAGAGUAGAUGUGAUCCAUUGUCUCUGAAGAAUGGCUUUAUUAACUUCAAUUAUGCUGCUGGAGGCAACAACUUUUUUGGUCUAUAUGGUUUAAAACCUGAUGCUUUUGAUAUCACAAAACAUGUCAAUGAGCUGUCUUUGAAUGAGCUCCUUGAUGGCAGUUAUAACUGCCCUAGUAUUACCAAAGACAAGGGAAAGAAAGCUGCGAAUUUGAAUAAUAAUCUUUUGGAUUCGGUGAGAAAUGCCUGUUCUGUCCUUCGGCUCCAAAAGGCGGUUCUUGCCCAGAAAUGUGUUGAAAGUGACAACAGUAACAGUUCAACAGGAUUGCCGAUUGCUGGCUCUACAGCUAGCCAGUCUGAUGGUGAUAAAGAAGAUUCUUGUACUGCAGAUUUGACAUCCUCUGACAAGGUUCAGGAAUCUUGUGAAGAGAAGAUCAAAACAUCCACUUUAACUGUCGAAUCACCACUAUAUAAUCCAAAAGAAGUCUUGGAGCGCCUUGCACUUCCUCCACCAAAGGAUUUACAUUCUUUACUUCUUGAUGCUGCCAAGCCUUCUUCAAGAAACAAUACUGAUCCCCGUUUAGGCAAGUCAGUUUGUCACAGGACUGGCUUACCACCUUUUCCAUGGUCACAUACUUUCUCAGGGCACAAUAAAUCAGUUACUGAUGCAGCUAAAGUGUCCUCCAGUCGGACCAUAUGCCAAGGUAGAUGGGUAAUAGUAAAACAUAUUUCCUCUCUUCAAGAAGAUUCCACUGGCUUCCUCAAGGGCUUGGAAUCACUCACAUACAAUCACAGUUUAGUUCCUACAGUAAAUCUCAAGUCAGGACUUCCAGAAAAUGAAGUUGCUCAAAUUACGUCCUCUGAACGAGUUUCAUCCAUGUCUGAAGCAUGCUCAAGUUCCAAUGUUUUUCCAGCAGUUACAGAUGAGCACCCUCCAUCACACCUAGCUGCUGCUCAGAUGCUGUGUGAGAUGGCAACUCAUUCCUUUAAGCAAAAUACAUGUGGAGUGACAAAAUCACUGAAAAAGCCUUCUCAAAUGUCCAAGAAAACUUGCAAGUUGAAAUCUGUCAAAUCUGAAAUAUUAUUUGCAGCACCAAAACCAAAGACGGGACUCGACAAUUUGGUCAAGGUCAAAGGCACUGAUUAUGGGUUUCCCUCGAAGAAGCUUAGGCUCUCAGCAGAUGUAAAGAAUGAGUAUAUUGGUCGUACAAUGUCAGGAAGCAAAGAACCGUUAAACUGGUCUGCUCUACGGUCUAUCAAAUCCUCACCUAGCAAGCUAUGUAGGAAGUAAGCUGCAGAAACAAAAAAUUACAAUCCCAACUUUGUAAAGAAAUCAUGUGGGAUUUCACCACUCUUGGGUCGUGGACAAACCUCGUAGUAGUAGAGGAAGGUGGACCAGCGGAGUGGAAUUGGGCAGAUGGCAAGAUGGAAUACUCAAAUAGUGUUAAUUCGUAAAGUUGUUGCUGUUACAGUUAAUAUUAAACUGUUAGGUUUGUAUAUAUUGUCACAUGUAGGGUAUGAUUUGAUGUCACUUGAUGGGAUUUAGGUUUUAAUGUUGUAACAUUACUUGCCUUUGUGUAGAUCAUUUGAUGAGGCAAAUGGAAGAAUAUAUAUGUUCGCAAUUGUCUUCUCUUGUAUAAACUUCCCCGUUUUGAUUCUCUUUA
Messenger RNA from Olea europaea var. sylvestris, 2669 nucleotides. RefSeq lists its product as uncharacterized. Lineage: Eukaryota; Viridiplantae; Streptophyta; Magnoliopsida; Lamiales; Oleaceae. The transcript has 9 exons. The record is from RefSeq and is a predicted model, not a curated record. The coding region runs from base 281 to 2296 and encodes 671 amino acids.